AUGAAAAUUUUCCUAAUAAUUUUCGCACUUGCCUCAUUGACUCUCAAUUCGGGAUAUGUUUUCAUGACAUUUUACUACAAGUCUGACUUGAAAAAAGUUGCAAAACAAGUAUUCACUAUUUGCUCGGCAUUCAACAUUGUAUUCUGCUUUUUGACAAUCUGUUUCCAACCUGUAUUUUCGUUUGAAAAUCGUGGACUUGUUAUCACCAGCGAAAUAAUCAAUGUUGAAUACUUCAUCGGAAAACUGCUUAUGGGAUUCUAUCUAAGUCUGUUCUUCACGCUUCCGAUGUUACAUACGAGUCAAAGUCUCUUAACAUACUAUCAAAACAAACUGUGAGUUUCUGGACUAUUGCAGAUUAAUUUUUUGUAAAAAAAUGUGACAGGAAUUUUUGAACUUUCAUUAAUAAAAAUAAAUAUGAUGUUAAAUUUUAUUACAAAAAAAACCUUUUUUUUGCAAAACAUUAACUGUGAUUUCAAAAUUCUGAAUUCAGAAAUCAACGCAACAAAAACUAUCUCAAACAGUUUAUAUGUUCCGUAUCUGGUGUUAUCAUAUUUUUUGGAAUUAUCAUUCUGUUUUCUACGGACAAUAGCGAAAAUGACGGACUUUACUGGAAAUUGCCAAGUUUUGUUCAUAUCAACUUUUUCGAAAUCAUUACUGUUGCCACACUUGUUUUUCUUGGUUUUUUUAUUUGGGGAAAUUAUUCGUUGUAUAAAGAAGUCACGAAUAUUGCCGAAAUUCUAGCAAAUGAACAAACUACAAAUCUCUACCAUAAAACUUUGAAGCGUAAUUUCAUUCAAGCUGCGGUGACAAUCUUUAUGCUAUACCUGCCAGCCUUAUACUUCUCAUUCUUCUUUGUCGGACUUCUCAACAAUGCCUAUGACAGUCAAGUUAUUCAACUUCUCCCAUUUCUCAACAUGAUCAUCGAAAAAUCCAAUGCAAUUUAUGGUGCCUAUCGCCAUAUUCCAGGACCCAACUAA
This is a messenger RNA of Caenorhabditis angaria, 977 nucleotides long. The record is from the annotation of a GenBank genome assembly. Lineage: Eukaryota; Metazoa; Nematoda; Chromadorea; Rhabditida; Rhabditidae.